AUGGCUAAAGGUCCCAUUGUGAUAAACAGGAAAGGUCGAGGACCGUGUUACCUUGUCCACUAUCCACCUCAAGAUACCUUGACUGCGAUCAAUGAAACCCAGCGACAGGAGUAUAACAAAGGACUCAUUUGCAAGGGCGUGAGCGAUGAUGGCGACGAAGAACUCCUUCGUAACGACAAUUACAAACGUCUAUUCCCCUGGUACGAGAAGUUAAACACGACGAAAAGCAUCUCAUCUCAUCUCUCCAGGGCCCGCAGGAUGUUGAAUAAAUUACUAAGGUUAAAUAAUACACUUAUGGGAGCACGUUUUCACAUGGAAAUAGUUGUUCAGCCUACUGCUGCUUCCGAAUUACCCCCCAACCUUACUCCGGCUCAGCAACAACAGGUUCAGGCACAGAAACAAGUUUAUGAUGCUCAUGUCGCUGUAUCACGAAUCGCCACAUCACAAGUCGCACCGCCUUCCACCCAGCAAGCCACUGCUUCAGCUUCCAGCCAAUCAGAUUUGAUACAUAGAUCCUCAGCGCGAAAUGACUCGACAAUUCGUCUUCAGUCCCGUGACAACCCUUCUCCUGGGCGGGUCGAGCCACCGCUAGCAUAUGAUAACUCAUCAACGCCCGGGGCAACUACGAAUCCGAGUGAGCAAGCUGGACCAGCAACCGAUUCCCACUAUGGACAAGCAGAUUAUCAAGCUCGAACUGAAUACAGUGGUAGUAUGGAGUCCUAUUCUAAGUUUCUGCCUCUCUGGAACGAAAAUAGACACGAAUUUGUUAUGGGCGGAGACUCAAAUUCCUAUGGGGGUCAAGCGCCGAAAUAA
Messenger RNA from Botrytis byssoidea, 813 nucleotides. RefSeq lists its product as uncharacterized. The transcript has 3 exons. The record is from RefSeq and is a predicted model, not a curated record. Lineage: Eukaryota; Fungi; Ascomycota; Leotiomycetes; Helotiales; Sclerotiniaceae. The coding region runs from base 1 to 813 and encodes 270 amino acids.